Cicer arietinum (chickpea) is the source of this 1983-nucleotide messenger RNA. RefSeq names its product glycosyl hydrolase 5 family protein-like. NCBI's taxonomy places the organism in Eukaryota, Viridiplantae, Streptophyta, Magnoliopsida, Fabales, Fabaceae. The record is from RefSeq and is a predicted model, not a curated record. Gene Ontology annotation, molecular function: hydrolase activity, hydrolyzing O-glycosyl compounds. Gene Ontology annotation, biological process: polysaccharide catabolic process.
ACAUUCAAAGUUAGUUGUCAUUAAAAAAUUAAUGUUGCCGCAUGGAACAUCCAAAUCCAAUAUGCUCAAUAUAUAAACGACAGUAUCAUCACGUGAAAGAUCACAUUUUAUACUAACAAAAAAUAAAAGAAACACAAAAUGGGUAUGUGGUGGCGGUGCAUGUUUCUUUUAAUCGGAGCAACCAUAUUGGUAGCGGAGCCGGUGGUGGCGGUGAGUGACGCUCUUUCACUUAAAACGAGUUCACGAUGGAUCGUGAAUCAAGAUGGAGAAAGAGUGAAACUAGCGUGUGUAAAUUGGGUUUCUCAUUUGGAUGCUGUGGUGGCUGAAGGGCUUAGUAAAAAGCCCGUGGAUGUGAUUUCUCAUGGAAUAAAGUCCAUGGGCUUUAACUGUGUUAGACUCACUUGGCCUAUUCUUCUUCUCACAAAUCAAUCUCUUUCUUCUCUCACUGUUAGACAAUCUUUUCAGAACCUUGGCCUUCUUGACACUAUCGCUGGUUUCCAAUCUAAUAACCCUUCCAUCAUCGAUCUUUCCCUCAUACAUGCUUUUCAGGCAGUUGUGAAAAGUCUUGGGGACAAUGAUGUGAUGGUGAUUUUGGACAACCACAUGACCCAACCAGGAUGGUGUUGCAGUAACACUGAUGGCAAUGGCUUCUUUGGUGACCAAUAUUUUGACCCGAACCUUUGGAUUUUGGGCCUCACCAAAAUGGCCACCCUUUUCAAUGGAGUGCCUACUGUGGUUGCCAUGAGCUUGAGGAAUGAACUCAGAGGCCCAAAACAGAAUGUCAACGAUUGGUACAGGUAUAUGGUGCAAGGAGCUGAAGCAGUUCAUGCAUCAAAUCCAGAUAUUCUUGUCAUACUAUCUGGAUUAAAUUUUGACAAAGACUUGUCAUUCAUUGCCAAAAGAGCAGUGAACUUAACAUUCACCGAGAAACUAGUAUUUGAAGCACACUGGUAUGGUUUCACUGAUGGUCAAGCUUGGGAAUCAGGGAACCCAAAUCAAGUAUGUGGACAAGUGUCUGGAAAUAUGAAGAGAAUGUCUGGUUACUUAGUGAACCAAGGGUGGCCUUUGUUUGUGAGUGAAUUUGGGAGUGACUUAAGAGGUACCAAUGUCAAUGAUAACCGUUUUCUUAACUGCUUUAUAGCAUAUGCAGCUGAUCUUGAUUUGGAUUGGGCCUUGUGGACAUUAGUUGGAAGUUACUAUUUUAGACAAGGGGUUAUAGGAAUGGAAGAGUUUUAUGGGAUUCUCAAUUGGGAUUGGACCCAACUUAGAAAUAUUAGCUUCAUACAAAGGAUUGCUUCCCUCCAACUUCCUUUUCAAGGUCCAGGCAUAACAGAAGGAAGUCCACACAAACUAAUAUUCCAUCCUUUAACUGGUCUUUGUGUGAUAAGAAAGUCACUUGUAGAGCCAUUAAUGUUAGGUCCAUGCUCUCUUUCUGAUGGUUGGAAUUACUCACCCCAAAAGACAUUAUCAAUAAAAGGUACAUACUUUUGCAUUCAAGCACAGAAACAAGGAGUGCCAGCUAUACUUAGCAUAAUGUGCUCGGAUCCUAACUCUAUAUGGGACAUGAUCUCAGACUCCAAGUUGCAUCUUUCAUCAAACAUUAAUAAUGGAACAAAGGUUUGUCUAGAUGUUGAUGAUAACAAUGUUAUUGUGACCAAUGCUUGUAAAUGUUUGAGCAAUGAUCAUACAUGUGACCCUGCAAGUCAAUGGUUCAAACUUAUUGACAGUGGGAGGAGGUUAAUCUCGACAACCUCAACAUUGUCCGAGCUAAAUUUGUUGGAGCUUUUUAUGAAACGGUUGUGAUGUUUUUUCCCUAUUAUCUUAGUGCAAAUUUGCUUGACCGUGUAUUUUUACUAAAAUUAUCCCUUACAAUUAAUCCAAUUGUAAGCAUCUGGUGAAUGAAUAUUCACAUAGGGCUAUGUGGACGUUCAAAAGGAGCGGUCGAACUGGUCUCGAAUUUUUAGUGCGUCGAAUUGUCUCGAA